Ctenocephalides felis (cat flea) is the source of this 1802-nucleotide messenger RNA. RefSeq names its product phospholipid phosphatase 6. NCBI's taxonomy places the organism in Eukaryota, Metazoa, Arthropoda, Insecta, Siphonaptera, Pulicidae. Bases 338 to 988 code for a protein of 216 amino acids. The transcript has 5 exons. Gene Ontology annotation, molecular function: sphingosine-1-phosphate phosphatase activity. The record is from RefSeq and is a predicted model, not a curated record.
ACUAACAAAAAAAGCAAGAAAGAAUACAUGCGUAGUACAGUCGAUAGAAAUUUACAGAUAAAAGUGCGAUAAUAUUUAUCGGUUUGUAUAAACAGUUAGUACAAUGGGCAAUGGAAUUAAUUUAAAACAUUUUUGAUAACAUUGAGAUUGAAUAGUCACGGCGAAAGACAUUUCAGUGCAAUAUUUACAUAGAAAAUAUAACCUACAAAAGGAAUCGAGUAACUGACAUUUGUGUUGAGGUAGGACCGGCAGUACGACUUCAUUUCGGCGACGUGCAUUUUUUAUAUAUAAAUAAUUCCAUAAUAAUCAAUUAUACGCCUAGACAAAUUAUACCAAGAUGUACGACGGUGAUAAAAAUAAAUCUAAAAGAAAUCAUCAUCCAUUGUUUAAAAAGUUAUUAGAAGCUGAUGUGCAAAUAUCAAAGCAGCUUGUACAAGUAUGCUUAAAAGUUUUACCACUUCGAUCAUUAAAAAUUCAUUACAAACUUCUAGAGGUCUCUUGCCAUGGCAUUUUGUGGCUAGGAGCAUGGCUAGCGUUUACGUGGCUUGUGAGCAAUCCCUCUUUAUACCAAAUGCAAGUUAAUAUGUUCAUAGGUCUUUUAAUUGAUAUUGUAAUAGUAGCAGUUUUAAAAGCUUUCACAAGAAGAAGACGUCCAAAUUCAAAGCAUGACUCCUUAGAUUUUGGUCCUGACAAAUACAGUUUUCCCUCUGGUCAUGCUUCAAGAGCAGCAUUUAUCACCUUCUUCUUUUUAAAUCUGUACCCUCUAAGUAUGUUUUUCUGGCCACCGAUUCUUGCAUGGAGCACUGCAGUCUGUCUAUCGAGAUUAUUAAUGGAACGUCAUCAUUUGCUUGAUAUUUUAUGCGGUGUUCUAUUAGGACUAGUUGAAGGAAUGCUGAUGGCUCUGAUGUGGUGUGAGCAAGAAACAGCAGCUAGUUUACUAUCAUACAUAACUGACGAGAAAGUAGAAGGAGCAGAAUAUCAUGUUUAAUUACCAUGUUUUAGAAUUUGUUUUAAGGAGGUAGUCUGGUCUAGAGGCAUUAAUUUUAUGUGAUUUUUGUAAGGUUGCACUAAAAAGACAAACAAUAUUUUUACUACAUUUUUUUUCUCAAGUUAUUAUUUAUUGUUUUGAGAAUAUAAAAUAUUAAUAUAAAUUAUAAAUAGAUAUAUACUUUCAAUUCUAUAAGGUGAUGAAUGGGAAAUCUUAAAAAAUUGGCACCUGACGAUACCCUUACCUGACCAUACAUGAUUUUAGUUCUUCAUAUAAUACGAAGAAGAAAAAAGUGUAUGUUAAUAAUCUAGAAUAAUGUCGGUAUCGUAUGAGCUACAGACAAGAUAAAAUAAUUGUUUUACACAAAAUAAUGACUGGUCUGAAGAAAAAUUUUAUUUUCUUCAGACCCCAUUUUAUUUUCUUCAAACACCAUUUUUUGCUAUUCGAAUUUUUUUUAAAUAGUUAAAAUCGGAAUUUAUAGAUGAUUAGAAUAGUUCAUACUAAAGAAGUAAAAGUUGAGAAAUCAUGAGUGUUAUCCUAUCGAAUAAGUCAGUUUUGAGAAAAACGCAUUUAAAGUUUCACAUAGGAAGGAAUCAGAUAAAGAUUAUGGUGGUUAAACAGCUAUAUCUAUGAAAAUAAUUUAAAUUUUGAAAAAUGUUUUUGUACGUAUAUGACUUUGAAAUAUCUAAAAUCUAAAAUGCGAAAAAUCGAUUUUUUAAAAAUUCUAGACCAGAAUACCACCUUAAAUAAAACUGAAUGAUUACAAAAUGUACAUUAUUUUUAUUUGAUAGAAGAUAAUACAAUAAAUUAGCCU